Gigantopelta aegis is the source of this 2371-nucleotide messenger RNA. Its product is annotated as fucolectin-1-like. Bases 1 to 762 code for a protein of 253 amino acids. The record is from RefSeq and is a predicted model, not a curated record. NCBI's taxonomy places the organism in Eukaryota, Metazoa, Mollusca, Gastropoda, Neomphalida, Peltospiridae. The transcript has 4 exons.
AUGGUUUCCAAGAACUACUUCGUCUUGAUAGCUGUUGAUUUAUUCAUCAUUUCUCAAAGUAAUUUGACAGUCAACAUUGCCUACAAUAAGUCUACGACGAUGAGCAGCAUCUUUCUUAUUUAUAAUUCGAGUUUCGUCGUUGAUGGUAACUUGGGAAGUUGUUUGGAAACUGAUGGUUGUGGCCAUACCCAACCAACUGACACGAAACCUUGGUGGAUGGUCGACUUACAGGGAAAGUUUGUUGUUCAUAGCGUCAAUAUAACCAACAGAGAUUUAUUGCCAGAAAGGCUUCACAGUUUUGUCAUCGAAACUUUUUCACAAAACCCUGAAGGAUGUUCUGGGGCCGGUUCUGUCGUUUGUCUUAAUUACACCGGAGCGGGGCUGCCAACAGGCCAAACUGCGUUUACGUGCGAUCAACCAACCAGAGGCCGAUUCGUCCGCAUAAGCAAAUGGUACCAGAAGUCCUCUCAUGAUCCACUGACCUUGUGUGAAGUUCAAAUAUAUGGCACUGAAGUAAAUGGAUGCGAUAUUCCACAACAGUUCCGGCGUACACCAGGGGCGCGUCUGUUAAGUCGACACUCUAAGCUGAUAAAUCACACGUCGUUGAUGGAAUGUUCGGCGAAAUGUGGCAGGGAAACCAGCUGUUUGGCGUUCAAUGUCAACGUCAGUGGUCACCAGUGUGAACUGAUCUCUGAUGGAAGUUUUGAAAACACCAAGGAUAUCAAUCCAGGCUGGGAUUAUUAUGGCUCGGAUUUCUGCUAGUCUGGGCGACAAAAUCGUUAACUGUUUAAAAUUGUAUCUCUUCAGUAGGCACACAGUGCGGCAUGAUGUUUUAUUAAAUAGUCUAGUUGAGGUUGUCAUUUCAGGAAAUUCUUAAACAUUAUUGCAUCAAUGUAUAGUAAACUCAGUGCUUGUGUAAAGACAGUAAAUGGGCUCUCUGAAUAUUUCAAGUGUAAUGUCGGUAUACGUCAGGUUUGUACUCUUAGUCCUCAAUUGUUUUUAUAAUUUUUUAUGAAUAAACUAAAUAAAUUCUUCAAAAACACUGAUAAUCACGGAGUAUUCAUUCCAACUAAUAUGGAGAAUAUGCAUACUUUGAUAUUUGCAGACGAUGUUGCCACACUUGCUGAUACAUGCUCUCAGUUACAAACCAAUAUUAAAGAUUUUAAACAGUCUUGCAUAGCUAAUGGAAUGGAAAUUAAUCUUGAUAAGACAAAAGUUAUGGUAUUUAGAAAUGGUGGUCCUCUUCGAUAAUAUGAAAAGUGGUUUUACAUGGGAUCUCCAAUUAAUGCAGUUUCUUUUUACAAGUAUUUAGGUAUUAUGUUCACUCCUAAAUUAUCUUGGAAUAAAGUUCAGCUCUGUCUUUUUGCUCAGGCAAACAAAUCUUUGUUGACACUUUACCGAUGCCACAAGAGAGCAGGGAAUAUACCUUUUUCAGAUAGUUUUAAAUUAUUUGAUGCCAUGAUAACCCCAAUUUUAUGUUAUGAAUCAGAAAUAUGGGGUACUAGCAGAUGCAAAAUUACUGAAACUGUGUAAGUUAAAUUUUGUAAAUACCUGCUUAAGGUUGGGAAAUCAGCAACAAAUUAUAUUGUGUUGGGUGAGUGUGGUAGGGUCCAUCUUCAAUUUACUUAUAUGAGAAGAGUUAUAAAAUAUUGGUGUAAACUUAUUCAACUUCCACUUUUCAGAUUACCUUACCAGAGUUAUUUGACGUUAAAAUCUUUAGAUGAUGUUGGGUACAUUAAUUGGACUACAAAAGUGAAACAAACUUUAUUUAAUUAUUGUUUUGAUUUUGUAUGGCUAUAUUUCAUUGUUUAAACAGAGACUUUAUGACAAUUUACAGCAACAGUGGUCAGUUGAUAUAAAUAUAUCUGCCUCAUGUUAUUAUUACAAUCAGUAUAAAUCUCUUUUGAAUAUCGAACGGUAUUUGCAACUUAACUUUGCGGUACAUGUCAAAAGGGCCCUGUCGAAGUUUAGAUGCAAUAACUUUGGAUUAGAUGUAGACACUGGCACAUUUAACAAUAUAACCUAUGAACAAAGAUGGUGCCCUUUUUGUAGAAAUAAUUAUGUGGGUUUUUUUUAUUGAAGACCAACUACAUGUAUUACUCGAGUGUAAAAAUUAAACGAACUUAAGAAUAAUUUUUUUUAUUUUUAUUUGAUCAAUAAAUAUUUGCAUUUACCACCUACGAUUAUUUUUGUGAAGCUGAUGUCAUCUACAAAUGACCUACUGCUGUGCAAAUUGUCAUUGUUUUUAUAUCAGAUAUCUUUAAUAAGAAAGGUAAAUGAUGAUGUUUUGUAAGUUAACCACUUGCAUGCGACAAAAUAUAUAUGGUUGUUGUUGUUGUUGUUGUUGCUUUUUGUUGUUUUUUUUUUUGUG